CAAUGUUCGAAAACGGCGACGAGAAACAAGCUGGGUAGCACGUGUCUAAACUCAGGAGGCUACGCAGGACACUGCAAACCACGAGGCUGGUCAGUCUCCCUCUCCAUCCCCUUGGCCGUGCACUCUUCUUCGCAGCUUCGCGCUCGGUGAAGAUCAUAACGGAACUAUUUGGUGGAGAAUACAACCGGCACCGAGAAGACCAAACGCUCCUUUAAACGCAUAAUCCUACCCCACAUACACAAAGUCCUACUUCCCUAUACUAAAGCCACAGCUCUCCCACACACUGCCUCCCAGGGCUUCCUAUGACCACACCGCGAAGCAACUCCGCGGUCCAGGGCCUCCAAUUUCAGUCUUGCCUUGCUGCAGAGAAUCCCGAUGAUCCUAAAUGCCUUAAGUCAGGAAGAGAAAUCUUCCACGUAUCCUCGACUCCACUUUGCUGCCACUUUAAAAACACCUUUAUUGGCUACAUGAGAGUUUAAGACCAGACGCCAGGAGAACGAGCCUCGUCGUGUCAAUACAUGCCCACAACUGAGGUUUCCUCACACACUGAGCUGAAUUCUAAGUCUUCCAGAGGCAUUGAGGACUUCUUCCUAAAGGCGGCCGUCAAGCAUCCCCGUACAGCAAAGGAAGAGAUAAAGAUGAGCCCAGAGCGGAGGCCUUGGGCAGGGCUUGCUCUGGGCCUCAGGGUCCUAACUGAAGAGGAGGAGGCCGAUCUGAAACUCACUUAAGACCUGGCGUUAUUUGCAUGCCAAGCCCUGCCCCACCCUUCUUGCAAUCCUACUAGGGAAGAAUGUGGCUCCGCCUUCCUGUCAAUCUCUUGAUUAAAUAGGCACUUCCCUCCAGACGGCUUCUGAAGUGCAGCGUGUCCUACCACCGCCCGAAGCAGCUUUUCCCCCCACCAUGAGAGCUGUCCCUCUGCAUCGGAGCCGGACAGCCAGCCUCAGCCUUGGCUUCUUGCUCCUGCUCUCUCUCUGCCUGGACCCAGGCCAAGCCAAGGAGUUGAAGUUUGUGACAUUGGUGUUUCGGCAUGGAGACCGAGGCCCCCUCGAGACCUUUCCUAACGACCCCAUUAAGGAAUCCUCCUGGCCACAAGGAUUUGGCCAACUCACCCAGUGGGGCAUGGAACAGCACUAUGAACUUGGAAGUUAUAUAAGGAGAAGAUACGGAAGAUUCUUAAACGACUCCUAUAAGCAUGAUCAGGUUUAUAUCCGGAGCACAGAUGUCGACAGGACUUUGAUGAGUGCUAUGACGAACCUUGCAGCCCUGUUUCCCCCAGAGGGGAUCAGCAUCUGGAAUCCCAGACUGCUCUGGCAGCCCAUUCCGGUGCACACCGUGUCUCUCUCUGAGGAUCGGUUGCUGUACCUGCCUUUCAGGGACUGCCCUCGUUUUCAAGAACUCAAGAGUGAGACUUUAAAAUCAGAGGAAUUCCAGCAGAGACUUCAUCCAUAUAAAAGCUUCAUAGACACCUUGCCAUCGCUGUCGGGAUUCGACAAACAGGAUCUUUUUGAAAUCUGGAGUAAGAUUUACGACCCUUUAUAUUGCGAGAGUGUUCACAAUUUCACUUUGCCCUCCUGGGCCACCGAGGAUGCCAUGAUUAAGCUGAAAGAGUUAUCAGAAUUAUCUCUGCUAUCUCUUUAUGGAAUUCACAAGCAGAAAGAGAAAUCUCGACUCCAGGGGGGUGUCCUGGUCAAUGAAAUCCUCAAGAACAUGAGGCUUGCGACUCAGCCCCAGAAGUCCAGAAAGUUGGUCAUGUAUUCUGCACACGACACUACUGUGAGUGGCCUGCAGAUGGCGCUAGAUGUUUAUAAUGGACUUCUACCUCCCUAUGCUUCUUGCCACAUAAUGGAAUUGUACCAUGAUGAUGGGGGCCACUUUGUGGAGAUGUACUACCGGAAUGAGACCCAGAAUGAGCCCUACCCACUCACACUGCCCGGCUGCACCCACAGCUGCCCUCUGGAGAAGUUUGCAGAGCUACUGGACCCCGUGAUCCCCCAGGACUGGACCACGGAGUGUAUGGGCACAAGCAACCACCAAGUGCUAAGGGUCAUCCUUGCCACCAUGUUUUGCCUGGUAACUGGGAUCCUGGUGAUCUUGCUGCUUGUCCUCAUCCGCCACGGGCCCUGCUGGCAGAGAGACGUGUAUCGAAACAUCUGAACAGACAGCUGACCUCCAGGGACGUCUCUCAAUGAAGCAGCACCGGCAAGAAGCUCUUCCGCCACGUGGGCUCUGUCCUGCCCAUGCCCUCCCUUUAGAACUUGCCUGGGGUUGGUGUGAGCUCACUGCCACGGGGCAGAGUGCAGAGCUGACAGGUUAGUCUCCUUCCCACUGAACUGCUCACAGGGCUAGGAUAGGACUCUUUUACAAGGGAUGCUUCUGCCCUCUUACACAGAGGUCCUGAAAGAAUUAAGAAGCCAAAUUCCAACCCACCGUGUGACUAUGAAGACGAAAGGGAGAGAAAGUGGGGCCAAGAUGUAGGUUAGAGCACCCUAGGUAACUCGGAAUGUUAGACUAGAAGUAGAGGAGUUACAGAAAAAUGACUAGUUAUUCAAUACGCUUAACUGUCUGCCUGUCUGUCUGUCUAUCUCGAAAGCAAUUCAUCCCAGCGCUUCACAACUGACAAACCUCUCUCUAUGUACAGCUAACACACACACACACAUAUAUCCGUAUUCAAAAUGUCUUUAGGUGAAGUGUCUGAUUCUCAGAAACUGUAACAUCAUUCACUUUAACAGCUCCAGUCAUUUUCCCUCAAUUUCCAUAUGGAGAAAUAACUGAAAACCUCAUGAGAUGAGAUCAUCUUCCCCACCCCUCCUCACUGCCUUAUUUUUAUGCAGUUGGUAGUAUAUUCACUUUAAAAUUAUGAUAUCUUAUACCUUAUACUUAAGGGCCAUUCGUGGCCACUAUGAAAUAAUUUUUUUUACUUAUUUAAUUUUUACUGUAGUGUUGGACUUUGAAACCCCUGGGUCUGACGCAAUCUUGGAGAGUCCUCGAUGUGAACUAUGCCCCUUUUCCUCUCUGACUUUUGUUAAGUGCCAACACAGAAAGGAGAGUACCCCAUGGGGGUGGCAACCUGAAAACCUACUGGCUUAAAUCUUAUUUCUUAUUCUAAAGUAGAAAGCUCUAGACAAGACGAACGCAGAAGCCACAUCUAGACUUCAUUUCCCAUCAAACACCUCCAUGACUACUCGUAAAAUCAUUAGGAAAAGACCAAAAUGUACUUUAUAUCAUGGCAAUCUGCUCUGGACACACAGGCAUUCAGCUGGUGAUAAAUUUGAUCUCAUUCCUCAGUAGUUUGCCCUACUUCCUUGGAGUUGCCUAAAAGUCUCAAAGUAUACCUGGUGGGAGGGGCCAGAGAAGGGCCUCUCCUGUCCAUGCUCACUCCCCACACUCAUGUGCUCUCCUGAAGAUAAACUGAGACAUUCACACUCCCAAGACCAUACUUAGAAUUCACCUUGCAGGACUGUCUACAUGUGGGGUGCUGGGACCUUUGAUCCACUCGGAUCCCCACCCCAGCCCUCGAGCACCAGAAGUCCUCCUGUUAAAUACCACUCGGCCACGUCUAUAGUCUGCACUUUUAACACCAUUCUCAGUGAGCCAAAGUCAUUGAAAACAAAACUCGAAGAGUCCUCCCUCCCCCAUAUGUGUGUAUUUAUGUGCGUAUGCAUGUGGUAUGAGCACACAUGUAUGUGCUGUCUUCUCACGCAUGCUCAGAGAACAAAGGAGGAUGUCACAUGUUCUGCUCUAUUAUUUUUAUUACCUUGUGACGAGACCUCUCGAUGAACCCAGAUCUAUGCUGACAUCUAGCGAGCCCAAGUAAUCCUUUUGGCUUGUCUCUACAGCACUGAGGUUACAGGGACACAGGAGCCACAUUCAGCCUUUUACAUAGGUGCUUGGGACUUGAACUCAGGUCCUCAUGCUUGGACAGCGGGGCUCUUACCCACCUGCCCAUCUGCCCAAUCUCCAGUUCCUACCAUCUCUUUGAUUACUGUAUAGAAAGCUCUCAGGCUCAACACCGCUGUGUCCUUUAUCUUCUGUUGGUAAAUACUAUAGGCAGCUUUCAUACACCAUGGCAGAAUCCCAAGUGACAGAUGGUCUGUAGGAACCAUUCAAAGAACGCAAAGGAACUAUAGGGUGUCAACUUCAACAACAGGGGGUGUGAACUCUGACCAUUCCAGUUGCCAUGGUGAUGUUGUUGCAAGAGCAUCACCAGAGCUGCGAUUGCCUCUGUUGUGAUGUGUGUUCCUUGUCAUUUGAGAAGCCUUUGUGUAGGAUUUCCAUGAAGCAGUCAUUAUCAUGUUGAUAGCAAUUACAUAAAACCACCAGUGAUGCAUAUGCACGAAAGUACAGAGAGAGAAAGAGAGAGAGAGAGGGAGAGAGAGAGAGAGAGAGAGAGAGAGAGAGAGAGAGAGAGAGAGAGAGAGAACGCUAGGUUAUCCUGUGCUUUAAUGGCAUAGCACAAACAGAGAAUUAGGGAACUUGUGAAAAAGAUACUACUGCAUAAUGAAUGUCGUAUAUGAGGCUCCAACUGGCAUUCGCUCAGCAGCUUUUUACAUGAAAACUGACAUUUCUUCCCUGGAUUUACUUGUGUUUCCCAUUUUCUCAACUCCCUGCCCUUUUUCUAUCUUGUUCUAAUAUUGUUAGCACUGAUUCCUCACAGUCAUGGAGGCUUCUGGGUAAAUAAAAGCCAAAUUGUAACUGCUUUCUCUUUUAAAAUCCUCUACAAAAAAAGACCUAUCUGAGCAAUAGUGUAAUGUCAGUACCCUAGAUAGGGCUCAGAGACACACACGGUCGCACAAAUGGGAUAGGGCUAAGAGAAAACACAGUCGCACUCAUAGUUUUAAAUGGUCCACAUUUGUAAUGGGAAACUUUUUUAAACGAGGUGAAUUCUAAUAUAAACAAUUUAUUUAAUGUAAUGCACAUACAAUAGCAUUUCAACAAAAGGUGUUCAUGGAAUAUUUUUAAGACUAUUUUCAUACUAAGUAUUUAAAAAUGUGAUAUGUUAUUUUGUUCCACGUUGGAGUAGCCAGCUUUGAGGACUUGGGAGUCACUAGUGGCUCCCAUACUGAGUAAUUCUGGCCUAGGCCAUUAGAUAACAGCCUUUUUUAAAGCAGAGAAACACAUCCUUUAUUUGUAAAAUAAGUUUUUGGUUAUUGUGAAGAAAUAGACAUCAUCUUUAAGACUGGAACAUAUCUCACCAACCAGGUGUUUGCCUAGCAUAGGCAAGCCCCAAGUUCCAUCCCCAGUACCACAAUAAAGUAAAACAAACACAGCAGAUGCCCUUUA
Apodemus sylvaticus (European woodmouse) is the source of this 5280-nucleotide messenger RNA. It is a transcript of the gene Acp3, whose product is annotated as acid phosphatase 3. Bases 901 to 2154 code for a protein of 417 amino acids. Gene Ontology annotation, molecular function: acid phosphatase activity. The transcript has 12 exons. Gene Ontology annotation, cellular component: lysosome; plasma membrane. The record is from RefSeq and is a predicted model, not a curated record. Gene Ontology annotation, biological process: dephosphorylation; lysosome organization. Lineage: Eukaryota; Metazoa; Chordata; Mammalia; Rodentia; Muridae.